Messenger RNA from Melanaphis sacchari, 2517 nucleotides. RefSeq names its product protein RMD5 homolog A (gene Sou). NCBI's taxonomy places the organism in Eukaryota, Metazoa, Arthropoda, Insecta, Hemiptera, Aphididae. Gene Ontology annotation, biological process: proteasome-mediated ubiquitin-dependent protein catabolic process. Gene Ontology annotation, cellular component: cytoplasm; GID complex; nucleus. The transcript has 11 exons. The coding region runs from base 526 to 1881 and encodes 451 amino acids. The record is from RefSeq and is a predicted model, not a curated record. Gene Ontology annotation, molecular function: protein binding; ubiquitin protein ligase activity.
UAAUGUAAUAAUGUAUAAUCAUAAUGUAUGAUAUUGUGUAUAAUAAUUAUUAUAAUAUUGCAAGUCAGGAUUUGUACAUGUUGUUGCCUAUUUUGUCCAUGAAGCCAUGGAAAUAUUAAUGUGAAAAUCAUAAAAAGUGUAAUCAUUUUUUUUCUGCUGAACCGUCGGUUUCCGGUGGUAUCGUCGUCUCUCGUCUGCCAGUUAUUGUUUGAAUCGCUAAGUUAAUGUGCUUAAAAUUAUUAUUAAAUAGAUAGAUAGUUGUGUAAUGUUACUUGUACCGAAUGUCGAUUGAUAAACAGUUAAUGUACUUAACAUCGUAAUAGUGUAAUCCGAGUUGUAGAAAAGGUAACGUUUUAUUUCGCGUCAAACGUUGUAAAUGUAAUCAUUUGUCCAAACAUAAAUGGAAUGUUUUUGUUGAAUCUGUUAACACUUCAACAGAUGGUUAUCACGUCCUGCAAAAGCGUGCAUUUCUGUUAAGACAAUAUCCAUAUUUGAACAUUUGUAUUCAAAAUCAAGGUAUUUAAAAUGGAUGCGUGUUUAGCCGUUGAUCGUGAGGUUGACAAAGUAUUGUCAAGAUUUAAAGAUAUGAGUAAAAGUUAUAAUAAUGUAUUGCAGCAAUUGAUUGAUAGUCUGGAAAUAAUACAAAAUGAUUGGAAAACGAAUACUAUUAAAGAAGAAAAUAAAUUGUCAUCAAUUAAUUGUAUAUCAAAUUUAAUUAAUAAAUCAAAAGAAAAAACACAAAAAUUAGCUAUUGAACAUCGGGAACUACAUAGUACUGUAUCAAAAGUGGGAAAAGCAAUUGACAGGAAUUUUAUAUCAAAUUUUGAUGCAACUUGUAAAGAGGAUAUUUUUGAUGAUCCAAAAAAUGUCACAUUUCUUAACUAUAUUAUUUGUCAACAUUUUUAUAGACAAGGUGACUUGGAUAUUGCUGAUGAACUUGUAAUGGAAUCUGGAAUAAACAUGGAACCUAGCAUUAGAGAGCCAUUUGCUAAGUUAAAAUAUAUUAAAGAGUCGUUAAUUAAAAAAAAUAUUUACCCUGCAUUAGAAUGGGCAAAAGAAAACCGAGCAGUGUUAGAUACUCAGAUGUAUCCCCCAUACCCAUUGGUUAAAAGGAUUUCUACAGCUUCAAAUUUGCCAGUUCGUAUUCCAUAUCAUGCAAAAAAGACAAAAUUUUCUGGUGGUAUAAUGAAACCAAGGCCAAAGACCAAAAAAAUUAAAAGAAUAGAAUUGGCAAAAAAAAUAAUGCAACAAUUUUAUAAGAGUUCCGCUCUUGAGUUUAAACUUCACCAACUCGCGUUUUUAUCAAUUAUUGAAAAGGGUGUAGAACAUCAAACUGAAGCUGUUGCAUAUGCUCGUGCUAAUUUUAGUCAAUUUGUUGACAAAUACGAAAAAGAAAUUCAAACAAUGAUGGGCAUGUUAUUGUUUGUCCCACAAGGAAUUAAUAAUUCACCAUAUUCGGCUUUGGUUCAAGAAAAUAUGUGGGAUGAAGUUAUUGAAUUAUUUACGAGGGAUGCUUGUACUUUACUUGGAUUAAGUUUUGAUAGCUUACUAAAUGUCAGUGUUAAUGCUGGAUGUGCUGCGCUCCCUGCACUUUUAAAUAUCAAACAUGUAAUGACACAACGGAAAGUGAAUGAUAUUUGGAAAGGAAAAGAUGAGUUGCCUAUUGAAAUUGAUUUAGACACAGAACAUAGAUAUCAUUCAAUGUUUGCGUGUCCUAUUCUCAGACAACAAAGUUCAGACACCAAUCCUCCUAUGAGACUUAUUUGUGGCCAUAUUAUAUCCAAAGAUGCUUUACACAAAUUAGGAACCUCAACUAAAUUAAAGUGUCCAUAUUGUCCAAUGGAACAAAGUUCAUCAGAAGCAAAACACAUAUGUUUUUAGAUAUUUGUACUAUCAAUCAUUCGAUUAGAAUUGUAAACCUAUUACAUUCUUAAUAAGCAAAAUGUAUCAAUCAAAACUUUCAGGACAUACUUCUAAACUUAAUAAUUAUUUGAUUUAAAUUGCUUUUACAUCAGAAAAAAUAGUAUAAGAUAAUUUAACAGGAUGAUAAUUUUUAGAUUACUGUUUAAACUAUGUAAAUGACAACAUGACUAAAUUUUUUUUUUUCUGAAAUUAUAUUUAUACUAUGUACGUUAAGAUUAAGUUCAUUUUAUAUCCAUUUAUAUUGUAUAAUUUAAUAUAAGUGCAAACAAGUUUUAGUUAAAAUAUCUAUAAAAAGAAUGUUUUUGUUCCUAUAAAAAUAUAUUUUAAUUAAUACAUUGAGUGCCUCAUAUCAUUUGACGUGUGUUAUAUAGCAUUAUAUAACGUCAAAUUGGUCUGUAACUGUGUGUUGACAUCGGGAUACAAGGGAAUAUUAAUAAAAAUUAAAUGAUAAACAACUUAUAUAAAUAGAAGUGUUAUCUUGAGCUCAAGUUAAUUAGAAUUAGUAAGGGUAGUUUUGCAAUUUGUUAAUAGUUGUGGGGGACAAUGUUACAAUUAUUGAUUGAGGUAAUCAAUGUGUUAAAUAGUUAUGUUAUA